Tilletiopsis washingtonensis is the source of this 940-nucleotide messenger RNA. RefSeq lists its product as hypothetical. The record is from RefSeq and is a predicted model, not a curated record. The transcript is spliced from 5 exons. NCBI's taxonomy places the organism in Eukaryota, Fungi, Basidiomycota, Exobasidiomycetes, Entylomatales. Bases 62 to 646 code for a protein of 194 amino acids.
CUCGCACCGCACCGUACCCCGCACUCGCCGAAUUUGCGCGGCCGCGGCCAGACGUUUCACCAUGCCCGCAGCCGUACGUCGCCGUGCGGGCGCGAGCGCCGCGGCUUCCGGCUCCCAGGACGCCGAAGGCAGCCACAGCGCCCAGGGCGUAGAGAGCAGCCGCGAUGGGGCCGCAGCGCCCGUUCCCGAUGCUCAGCUGUGCCGCCUCGCAUCGAUCGAGCUGAGCGGCACGCCCUCGGUAAUGGGCUCGUGCGUCGCGCUCAGCCCGGCCGGCCAGGCGGCCUUCGUCUCGCCAGCGGCGAUCCACGUGCUCACGCCUGCAUGGACGCUUGCACCUCUGUCCGAUACCAGUGCACCGAGCAGCAGAGACCUCAGCAUGCGCCUACUCCCUGGCCUGGAGGUGCCGACACUGGAGCGCAGCGCGGCACUGUCGUGUGCGGCGUACACGGCCAUUCGAAUCGAUCCUCUGCUCGCGCCAGCCAGGGACGACCACAGCACAGGCAGAGCGCUCGGCCAAGACUACGCGGCGUUUCCCGUCGGUCUCGACAAGCUGGGCUGGAAAGCGGCUGCCUGGUCGCCGCAGCCGUUUGGGAGCCUGAACAGGUGCGUCCUGCAGCCCUCGCUGUUGGCGUCGACCAGCGGCUGAGUGAUUUGCAGCCCGCUACUGGCUGCGCUAGACUCGAGUCUGCGCGUGUCCGUCUUCCACGCCAAGUCAGAUCCUGUGCGCGGUCCGUACGAAGUGAGGGACUAUCUGAGCGUGCCGGGAGCGGACAAGGACGCAGAGGGUGCUCCGUCCCGCAAAGACUUUCUGCGGCGACAGAUCACCUGCAUGACGUGGCUUCCAAGCACAGCUCGGGAGCAAGAGCACACAGGCACCGCUCCCUUGCAGUCCAGCUGCCAUCUCCUCGCUGCGACGCGCCUCGGCGAGCUCCUGCUCUGG